Poeciliopsis prolifica (blackstripe livebearer) is the source of this 6812-nucleotide messenger RNA. It is a transcript of the gene pikfyve, whose product is annotated as phosphoinositide kinase, FYVE finger containing. The transcript is spliced from 42 exons. The coding region runs from base 204 to 6584 and encodes 2126 amino acids. Lineage: Eukaryota; Metazoa; Chordata; Actinopteri; Cyprinodontiformes; Poeciliidae. Gene Ontology annotation, biological process: intracellular signal transduction; phosphatidylinositol metabolic process. Gene Ontology annotation, molecular function: ATP binding; metal ion binding; 1-phosphatidylinositol-3-phosphate 5-kinase activity. The record is from RefSeq and is a predicted model, not a curated record.
UGUCUCUGUUAAAAACCAGCGUGUGAGGGGUUUUCUGUCAGCUCCCCUGGUGACUCAGAGACCGUUCGAGCCGGGUCAGGGCGGUGCUUUCUCUUUUCCGGGUCUGGGACUUUGCUAUAAAGCUUCGGUCUGUUUAGAUCACAUGAUAAGGUGAGCGGAGUGUGAUGCCUUUUACAUCGGCUUUCUCUGCACUGUAAUCCAAGAUGGCAUGCAUUUCCAACUCCAGCUCUAUUGCCUUUUUCAGAAGCAGCCGGGGUGGCAGAGACAUGGCUGCAGAUGACAAAUCCUCAUCGUCUUCGACGGAGUGGAACAUCGAGCCGCCGGCCUCCUCUCCCACCAGCCCCUCACACCUGACCCACUUCAAACCACUGACUCCGGAGCAGGAUGAGCCUCCGCUCCGCUCCGCCUACAGCUCAUUCGUCAAUCUGUUUCGUUUCAGCAAUAAAGAAGAAGGUCGUCCUGCGGUUACAGUUUCCGAGAAGCCUGACGUCCCGCCUCCUCGGCGGCAGGCAGAGAGACGCAGCUUGUCCUCCAGUCCUUCCCACUCUGUCCACAACUCAAGGACACACCGGAAGCAGCAUCCCGACAUCCUCAGACGCACUUCUACUGUCUCUAAUGGCAGCAGGAAGACUGAUACAUCUCUCAGCAGUCAUGACCCUCGCACUGCUGUACAACUUCGUACCGCACUGAAGAGGCUGAAGGAGAUCAUGGAGGGAAAGAGCCAGGACAGCGAUCUGAAACAGUAUUGGAUGCCCGACAGCCAGUGUAAGGAAUGCUACGACUGCAAUGAGAAGUUUACCACCUUCCGCCGCAGACACCACUGCAGGCUGUGUGGCCAGAUCUUCUGCAGCCGCUGCUGUAACCAGGAGAUCCCUGGAAAGUUCAUGGGUUACACAGGAGACCUUCGGGCUUGCACGUACUGUCGAAAGCUAGCACUAAGCUACACUCACUCUGCAGACUCCUGCUCCAUCGGUGAGGACCUGAACGCCUUGUCGGACUCUCCCUGCUCUGUGUGCGUGUUGGAGCCCAGCGAGCCUCGGACACCAGUGGGAGGACGCAAAGCCAGCCGGAACAUCUUCCUCGAGGAAGACCUGACCUGGCAAAGAAAAACUCCUAUUGGGAUGAGAAAGAACAUGAUUCACCAAGAGCCUCAGAGCACCGGCCUUGCCUCCAGACUCUCCACCCUCCAGGAGGAUGUGGGGAAGUCACCAGCGAGGAAGAGGUCGGCCAGUGUGACCAACCUUUCACUGGACCGGUCUGGAUCCACCCUGGUUCCGGCCUACGAUAGCUCAGUCAGUCCGCCCACCAGCCGGGCCGUGGCUGGCACGAAGAGCGGCACCAAGCUUGACCACAGUGAGGAGGAGAGGAAGAUCCUGCUGGAUUCUUCCCAGCUCAAGGAGCUUUGGAAGAAGAUCUGCCACAGCAAUACAGGUAUGGAGUUUCAGGACCACAGAUACUGGCUGAGGACCUACCCCAACUGUAUUGUGGGAAAGGAACUUGUUAACUGGCUGCUGAGGAAUGGUACCAUCUCCACCAGGGCCCAGGCUAUUGCAAUAGGCCAGGCAUUAGUAGACGGUCGCUGGCUUGAUUGCGUCACUCACCAUGACCAGCUGUUCAGAGAUGAGUACGCCCUUUAUCGCCCCCUGCAGAGCACAGAGUUCUCGGAAACGCCCUCUCCAGACAGCGACAGUAUCAACUCCAUCGAGGGACAGUCAGAGCCAUCCUGGUUCAAGGACAUCAAAUUUGACGACAGCGACACAGAGCAACUUGCCUAUGAGUCUGACUACACCGUGCCAAGUAGGCAUGACACCCGACAGCUUGGUGAGGCUGAGUGUGUUGGUGUAUGUAUUAAAACCUGUCUCUGUCCAGAUUCUGCCAGCCCCAGCAAGAGGACAUCGGUAAGCAGCUUCCAUUCAGCGGUGGACAGCGACUCCGCUGCCUCCAUCAACCUCAACAUGGAGCAGAACAAUGUGAACUUUCACAUCAAGAAGCAGUCAAAGUACCCACAUGUGCCACCUCCUGCAGACCAGAAAGCCGAGUUUCUCAUUUCGGAGGACGGAGGGCAGAACAUCAUCAUCAGUGAUGCCUUCAUCAAAGAGUCUCUGUUCAACCGUCGCGUGGAGGAGAAGGCCAAAGAAAUGCUGUUCACUCCGCUGGGCUGGCACCACAGCUCUCUGGAUCAGCUCAGAGAGGAGAAUGGGGAGAAGAUGGCCAUGGAGAGGCUGCUCUCAGCCAACCACAGCCACAUGAUGGCGCUGCUGCAGCAGCUGCUCUACAGCGAGUCUCUGUCUCUGUCCUGGAGGGACAUCAUCGUUCCUGUGGUUCGGCAAGUGGUCCAGACUGUCCGGCCCGACGUUCGCAACUGUGACGACGACAUGGACAUCCGACAGUUGGUGCACAUCAAGAAGAUUCCUGGAGGCAGGAAGUUUGACUCCAUGAUGGUAAACGGCUUCCUGUGCACCAAGAACAUCGCCCACAAGAAGAUGAACUCCUCCAUCAAGAACCCCAAAAUUCUGCUGUUGAAGUGUUCCAUCGAGUACCUGUACAGAGAAGAAACCAAGUUCACCUGCAUUGAGCCCAUUGUGCUCCAGGAACGGGAAUUCCUGAAAAACUAUGUUCAGCGGAUCGUAGAUGUCCGCCCUAACCUGGUGUUGGUGGAGAAGACGGUGUCGCGUAUCGCUCAAGACAUGCUGCUGGAGCACGGCAUCACUCUGGUCAUCAACGUCAAAUCGCAAGUCUUGGAUCGAGUGAGUCACAUGACCCAGGGGGAUCUGGUGAUGUCCAUGGACCAGCUCCUCACCAAACCUCGCCUGGGAACCUGCCACAAGUUCUACAUGCAGCCCUUCUCCCUGCCCAACAACGAGUCAAAGACUCUGAUGUUCUUUGACGGCUGCCCGCCUCACUUGGGAUGCUCCAUCAAACUGCGCGGCGCACCAGAGUAUGAGCUAGCCAGGGUGAAAGACAUAAUUAUGCUGAUGGUGUGCGUUGCCUACCACUCCCAGCUGGAGAUCUCCUUCCUCAUGGACGAGUUUGCUAUGCCCCCCAGCUUACCCCAGAGUAGCUCCUUUCCAUGCCUCCUGGAGUGCUCUGCUCCCGAUGAGGAGAUGGACGGAGACAGCAUGGAGAAAACGGCAGUGAGCGAUAACUCUACGUUGGGGGAACAAUCUGAAGACGCACCUUUUCCGGAGCCUUCAACUAAAACUGAAGAUAUAGAUAUUCUCAGAGUCACGCAAAACCCCCAGCCGGUUCUGUUGUCCGUCCAAGAGGAGGCUGGAAACUCUGAGACCAGGACUUCUUCUCCUUGCUCCAGUCCUCCCCCCCCUCCUCUAUCCAUCUGUCCUCAGUUCCUUGUUGGGGAGGAGCAGGAAAUGGGCUCAGACACUCUGGUCAGCACCUCUGAGGGGGAGACAUUGGGAGAACUUGGUUUGGAGGAUGAGGAGCGCUCAGGUACCCCCACCCCUAAGUUAUUCCGAGACCCCUUGCAGGACGACACAGGGAUGUUCAUUGCUGAACACGUGGACUCCUCCGACGACCGCCUUAAGUCCAUCUCUGCUGUGUUUAAACAUGAGCUAAAGGACAUCAUCCUGUGCAUUUCCCCCUUCAUUACUUUCAAAGAGCCAUUCCUCCUCACACCAGGGGGCAUGCACUGCCCCAGCAGGGACUACUUCCCUGAAGAGGUCUACCUGUCUCCUCUCCUCAGCAAGGACCUGAAGGAGCUAGAUGGACGCAGAAAACGCCAGCUGCUCAAAGACUCAGCUCCAUCCUCUGCGGCCAGCGGACAGACCAACGGCACCACCCAGCCCAGACCCACCGACGUCCUGCCCUGCCACGGCCUCACCACCACCCGCAUCGUGGAUCACCUGAGCAGCAGCCAGGACCUGGCCAGAAUGUUGGCAGACUACAGAGCAAAAGGUGGCCGGAUCCGGCAGAAAGAAGCAAGCGACGCUUUUGGCUCUGCUGGCCCUGCUGCUGCAGGCAGCAGCAGCCAGAAUCGGGCACCAGAUGUUCCGGUCAAGCCGCUCGGAAAGGCUGAGAGCGAGGAGGAGAAAACAGGCAAACAAAAUGACGUGAACUGGACCCCAAAGCUGGACUGUUUGAACCCGACCAACCAUCAGAGGCUCUGUGUGCUGUUCAGCAGCUCCUCCCUUCAGUCCAACAAUGCGCCCAACCCCUGCGUCAGCCCCUGGAUCGUCACCAUGGAGUUCUAUGGCAAGAACGAUCUGUCGCUGGGUGUGUUUCUGGAGCGGUAUUGCUUCAGGCCAUCGUACCAGUGUCCCAGCAUGUUCUGUGAGACUCCCAUGGUGCAUCACGUACGCCGCUUCGUGCAUGGCAGCGGCUGCGUGCAGAUAGUGCUGAAGGAGCUGGACUCGCCCGUCCCAGGCUACCAGCACACCAUUCUUAACUACUCAUGGUGCCGUGUCUGCAAACAGGUGACUCCAGUGGUGCCUCUGUCCAAUGAUUCGUGGUCCAUGUCUUUCGCCAAAUAUUUGGAGCUUCGCUUCUACGGCCACCAGUACACCAGGCGAGCCAACGCCGAGCCCUGCGGACACUCCAUCCAUAAAGACUACCACCAGUAUUUCUCCUACAACCAGAUGGUAGCUUCCUUCAGCUACACCUCUGUCCGGCUGCUGGAGAUCUGUCUUCCUCGUCCCAGGAUCUUCAUCAGGAAUCUGGGCCCGUCCAAAGCCAACCUGCAGCAGGACCUAAAGGACUUCUCUCAGAAGGUGGUUCAGGUGUACCUGGCCAUCGACGACCGGCUCACCUCCCUGAAGACCGACACGUUCAGUAAGACCCGGGAGGAAAAGAUGGAGGACCUGUUUGCUCAGAAAGAUAUGGAGGAGGCGGAGCUUCGCAGCUGGAUUGACAAGCUUCAGGGGCGCCUGCAGUCGUGUGGCCUGGACUCCCCUCAGCAGCUGCAGGUCGUCAUGGAGUCACUGGUGGUGAAGAAGCAGAAUCUGUGUGAGAUGCUGCAGUUCUGGAACAGCAGACUCCAGGACCUGUUCCAGCAGGAGAAAGGCAGGAAGCGUUUGUCCGUCCCACCGAGUCCAGGCAGACUCCGACCCAACACCACUGACGACACCAAGAGCGCUCUGGACUCCUCCCCUCGGAACCCGUCCCCUGUGGUCCAGAAUGGGGAGAAAGAGGACCGCCACCUGUGCCCGCUGCCCUCAACCACCUCGUCCUUGCUGCCGUCACCUGCAGACCCCGGAGCUGAUUCCACCACAACUGGACCAAGUUUCAGUGAACCGGACUCCGUCAGCAUCCCUGAAGAUGUGUUUGACGGCCACCUGCUGGGCUCUACCGACAGCCAGGUGAAGGAGAAAUCCACCAUGAAAGCCAUCUUGGCCAACUUUCUGCCUGGCAACAGUUACAACCCCAUCCUUAUCCCGUUUGAUCCAGAUAAACACUACCUGAUGUAUGAACAUGAGCGGGUGCCAAUCGCCGUGUGUGAACGUGAGCCGAGCUCCAUCAUCGCCUUUGCUCUCAGCUGCAAAGAGUACAAAAUGGCGCUGGAUAACCUGUCCAAGUUGUCCAGCACAGCCGGAGAGGACGCUCCGCAGCCUGUCAGUGCAGAGAAUCGGGUGAAGAGCAGCCCUGCGAGGCCCAGUGAAUCUCUGGCCGCGCAGCAGAGUCGCAUCAGCGCCGAGGGCGAGCCUCUCAAAGAUGCUGAUUCAGCAGAUAAGCAGAAGAAACAGACGGUGAAUCCACACGUCGAGCUCCAGUUUUCAGACGCCAACGCCAAGUUCUACUGUCGGAUCUACUACGCUGAGGAGUUCCACAGGAUGCGAGAGGAGAUCAUGGAGAGCAGCGAGGAGGACUUUGUCCGCUCGCUGUCCCACUGUGUGAACUGGCAGGCCCGAGGAGGGAAAUCUGGAGCCGUCUUCUACGCCACUGAAGACGACCGCUUCAUCCUGAAGCAAAUGCCCCGGCUGGAGGUCCAGUCCUUCCUGGACUUUGCUCCGCACUACUUCACCUACAUCACUGGAGCCGUGCAGCAGAAGCGGCCGACUGCGCUGGCCAAGAUCCUGGGAGUUUACCGGAUCGGAUACAAAAACUCCCAGAACAACGCUGAGAAGAAACUUGACCUGCUGGUUAUGGAGAAUCUCUUCUACGGCCGAAAAAUGGCUCAGGUGUUCGACCUGAAGGGCUCUCUGAGGAAUCGGAACGUGAAGACGGACUCUGGGAAGGAGAGCUGCGAGGUGGUUUUGCUGGACGAGAACCUCCUAAAGCUGAUCCAUGACAACCCACUCUACAUCCGCUCCCACUGCAAGGCCAUCCUCAGGGCAGCCAUACACAGCGAUGCCUACUUCCUGUCCAGCCACCUCAUCAUCGAUUACUCCCUGCUGGUGGGGCGGGACGACGCCACUGACCAGCUGGUGGUGGGGAUCAUAGAUUACAUCAGGACGUUUACCUGGGACAAGAAACUGGAGAUGGUCGUCAAAUCCACUGGAAUUCUGGGAGGUCAAGGGAAGAUGCCCACCGUGGUUUCUCCAGAGCUGUACAGGGCUCGUUUCUGCGAGGCCAUGGAUAAAUACUUUCUGAUGGUGCCGGACCACUGGAGCGGCCUGGGGAUUAACUGCUGAGCCAGACACCCAGCAGUCCAAUCCCAGCUCGUCAUUCCACAGCAUUUAUUCUGCUUUGCUUGGACACACUGCGGUGACACUCUGGACCCCCUCGUGUUCUGGUUUUCUGUUUGGUUCCAUUAUGUCCAUGAGUGGACCUUCAGAAACAUUCAGCUGAACAAACCGCUUCCAGUAAUUAAUGUUUGUAUUUGUACAGAGAUAUGUGACUAUUAAAGAUUAUUAGCACUA